GAAAGAUUGUAAAAACAAAAUUAAAUCUAUCAACUUGUAUAUUGUACAAUUUAAAUCAUAUUAAAUGCUAAACUGUUAGAAUUAAUACCAGUAAUAGACAUAAAAUACUUUCAUAUAAAAUUGUCUAAAACGUAGAACAUAUUAUUUAUAUAUAAAAUUUUAGCAAAACUAAUGUACUAAUACAGCAUCACAGUAUUUAGCAAGUAUUUAGAACGAAUUUUUUAAGUAUUUCUAUUUAAAGUUCUUUUAAGUUACUUGAAAUAUUUUAAAGUAUUAUGAAAUAUAUACUAACAAUUAUACGCAUAAAUAUAAUUUUUUUAAACUAAUUAAGAUAUCUCUCUUAAGACUUAAAAAUCAUUUACUUAACAUUUUAACUAAUUUAAAGAUAUAAAUUAUAUUUUAAAUUAUGCUAUAAUACUUUAAUAAAGUUAUAAAAAUAUAAUUCUAUUAAAAAUAUAGCAAAAAUAUUUUAUAAUUUCUUUAUGGUCUUGAAUAACUGUUGCUUCUGAUGUCGAAACAGAGCCACGAACGAAAAUAUGUUUAUAUUUAUAAGGUAGUCGAAUAUGAGGGUUUAUAUAUGUUAAGAACCGCUAACCUUUCCAUCAUUUGAUCGUUGUCAGUCAAUACGUACAUGUUCUUAAAUAAAAACGUGAUCUAUACAACAUAUAAGUUUUCACAUAAACAAAAAUCAAUUUUUAAAUUUAUUUUGUAAGUAUAUAAAAUAAGUACUGUAUUUACAUGCAAUUCCAAGUUUCGUCUGUAAAAAAAAUUUUAUAAUAGAUUUAGAUACAUAGCGUUCUCUUCAAUAUAUUUAACCGUUAUAUUUGUAUUUAUAUUUUAUAAAAUUGCUUUUCUCUCAUUGUUUUUUUAUUCAAACAUUAAGUACCGUACGUUUUAAAUGUUAAAACGAUUGAAAAUUUUUUCUCAAUAAAACUUUAAAUAAAUCCUGUGUUUUCUAAAAAUCUUACAUACAUCAGUAUUAAAUAUUUCAGUAGUUAUUAAAUAUUUCAACAAUAAAUUUUUUGACAAAUUAAAACGUUCAUCAUAUUUUUGAAUUUCUAUAUACAUAUAAUCAUGAAUAAGAUCGUAAGAAUCCAACAAUUUUUCUCUUGAAAUAUUGUUGUUUUUAGAGAAGAGCAUAAAGUUUUUUAUUUCUAUAUAAUAUAAUAUAAUACAAUUUUUAUUUUUUUUUCUACAGAAAAGGAGGAUAAUAUAAUACCUAGGAGCAUGCCAGAAAAACAUAAAUAUAUUUUGUAAUAAAAUAAAGUUCAAGAAAAACAAAAAAGUACACAAAGAAAUAUUCAAAACAGCUUGCAGAAAUUAAAUAGAUACAAUUGUUACUGAGAGAUGUAACAAUCAUUAUUUUAUAAGAAUCGCAAAUUUUAUUCAAUAGAGAUGACAUCCCAAUCUUCGAUGAGUUCCCCGUCGUCAAAAAAGAGAAAGUUGUUAGAAGACAUAGGUGACAAUGUUUUUGGUGCAUCUGAAAAAUCAUUACUUCUGAAGUACCUAGAAAAUAUUUCAGAAUAUUUAUGUUGCACUUGCGUGAAGUGCUUACAAGAAGAAGCGCUGCAUCUAGGUUACCAAUUAGCCCGUGAUUUAAGUAAAAUUUAUUCUACAAAGUGGGAUGAAAACAGAACGUUAUAUCCAAGCACAGAAUACUUUAAAACAAAUUUUAUGAGAGAUCAGCUUUUAAUGUCAUCAUUCGUGUGCAAGGAGUGUAGAUUAAAUAUUGAAUACAGGACAAUAGAUCACGUUUUAACAACAAACGACAAACAAUCGUUACUUGUAUAUAUAGAAAAUAACGAAAAAUUAUAUUGCCGUUGUGUAAAUUGCGUAAAAGAAAAAAUGUCAUUUCUAGCUUACCAAUUGGCCCGUGAGUUACACAGAAAUUACAAUAUAACUUGGGAUACACACAUGAAGGCGGAUACAGCCUGGAUAGAUAAUUUUGCUGUACAAUUCAGAAUUGGACUUUACCUUAAAUCUCCAAAGGAAUGCAAAGCAUUUAUUGAAACGUCAACUUCCGAACGAGAGCCGGAAAUAUUGACAUUCGCGCAGGAAAAAGAUGUACUGAAAGAAGUACAAAUACAGGGCACUCGAAAAAAUUGUAAAUGCCAAACGUGCUCAAUGAAAGAAGUGGAGUUUAAAGUUUAUCAGACGGCCAAAAGUUCCGGUAAAUCAUAUCCACUUUUGUGGGACAAAAAGAAAAAAGCAGAUCGUACCUGGAUGCAAGAUUUCAAAGAAAGACACGCCAUUCAAAUUUCAGAAAUAUUCUUAAGUAAUUUUAAUUGCAAAUAUAAAAUUCCUCGGACACCAACUUGUUUAACAUUGCAAGACGAACGAUGGUUACUGUUGCAAAUAGAUUCAAGUUCAAAAACUAGAUUUGACUGCAAAUGUCGUUCGUGCGUAAUGAAAGAAGUGACAUAUCUGACUUACGAAUUUGUCCGUGAAUACAGCAAACCGUAUCCAGGAAUAAAGUGGGACAUAUAUCAACGGGCGGAUUCUGAGUGGUUAGAAAGAUUCAAAAUUAGGCAGAAUUGUGUAAUUUCAAAUUGUGACUUUGCAGAACAAUGUCAGGGAAAAGAAAUUUUAGUUCAGUCAGUGACAAUAAGCAAACCGUUCGUAUCUGUAGAUAUACCUGUAACAGUUUUUACAUUGGAAGAAGAGAAAUGAUAUUCCCGUGAUUUUAUGAGAUUACAUCCUUUCUUGACUACGUGGGAUCACGAACUUCGAAUGACGGGUUCGAAAUGGAUAGAAGAAUUCGUAAAAAGGCAUUACGAUAUAAUGUCACAAUUUCCACAUAUUUGUACCAAAACAUUGUGAGUCAUUUUGAAGCUAUAGAAAGGAAACUUAUAGAUUUAUUGUAAUAUAAGAUUUUAUUUUUAUUAGAAAUAUUAUAAAUUUUUAUAUUA
Molecule: messenger RNA, 2909 nt
Organism: Monomorium pharaonis (pharaoh ant)
Lineage: Eukaryota; Metazoa; Arthropoda; Insecta; Hymenoptera; Formicidae
Exons: 2
Coding region: 1396-2670 (424 amino acids)
Source: RefSeq, a predicted model, not a curated record